AUGGCGUUAAAUGUGAACUCCUGUUUGAUGCUGGCGUUGUGCGCCUGUGUUGCGUCGACUAUUCGAGCAGAGUGCGGGAAGGACUGUGCGCUCUGUAUCUAUCGCUUAAUGGGUCAGCAAACAGAGAGCAACUCUUUGGCAUGUACAUUAGAAUGUGAAGGGACUGUGGAUGCAAGGAAGCUCGACCUCUGCAGAAACACUCUGACCGAGGAGGAACGCGUUGCCGUUGACAACCUCAAGGAGGAAGGCGAGAGCGCGGAUCAUCUGCUGUCAAAGAAAUACGGUGGUUUCAUGAAGCGAUAUGGAGGCUUCAUGAUCAAGAAGGCAGAGGAGCUGGCAGGGGGAGCCCAGGCUGAAGGCGACAACCCUCAGAUGGUGAGCAAAAAGUAUGGCGGUUUCAUGAAGAAAGAUGGAACAGAAGGCAGAGAAGAGGACAAGCAACUUAACAUGUUGAGAGAGAUCCUCAACAUGGGCCUCAGCUCAGAGGUGGAGGACCAACGCGACGGUGGCGUUUCCAAGCGUUACGGUGGCUUCAUGAGAAGUGUACAGGGGAGCAGUGGCCAGGAAGAAGCAGGCAAAGAAUUGCAAAAGCGUUACGGUGGGUUCAUGCGCAGGGUAGGCAGGCCAGAGUGGCUUGACGAUCACAAGAGCUACAGUGGGAUUCUCAGGCGCUCAUGGGGGGAUGAGAGAGAGACCAGCUUACCCAACAUGGAGAAGAGAUAUGGGGGUUUCAUGGAUUAA
This is a messenger RNA of Chanos chanos (milkfish), 741 nucleotides long. RefSeq names its product proenkephalin a (gene penka). Bases 1 to 741 code for a protein of 246 amino acids. Gene Ontology annotation, cellular component: plasma membrane; neuronal cell body; axon terminus. Gene Ontology annotation, biological process: chemical synaptic transmission; neuropeptide signaling pathway; sensory perception. The record is from RefSeq and is a predicted model, not a curated record. The transcript has 2 exons. NCBI's taxonomy places the organism in Eukaryota, Metazoa, Chordata, Actinopteri, Gonorynchiformes, Chanidae. Gene Ontology annotation, molecular function: opioid receptor binding.